ACCCUACCGCUGGUGGAAUUCAUUCCGGAGGCCGAGCUGUCUGAGGAGGAGGUGGCUGAGUGCAUACAAGACGAUUCGGCAACAUGUAGAAAAACCCUAGCUAAGGGCACGGCUGAAGGUCGACCGGAGCGAACUCAGCGAUAUGAUGCCAAUUCGCCAAUCACUGAGCCCGAUCUGUUUGCUGAAAAGCUGAUCAGUUGUGACGUACGUAAUUUAAUUUUUUAA
Dibothriocephalus latus is the source of this 225-nucleotide messenger RNA. The record is from the annotation of a GenBank genome assembly. Lineage: Eukaryota; Metazoa; Platyhelminthes; Cestoda; Diphyllobothriidea; Diphyllobothriidae.